AUGUCUAAUUUGGCUAGUAUUGCUGUUGCUCUGAGUCCGUUAUGGUAUGGUCUUUCAGAAAGCUAUAUAAUUAUGCUCAGCACCAAAUCUGGGGUGUGCUCUCGGAUUGCAGCUGCAUCGCAAGUGUUUUUAACACGAAGAUGUUCGCAUCCCAUCUGGUAUCCAGAUGCAAAAUUCGAGAGACAAUUCAAGAGCGCUGGAGGAUUGGGAAAAUUAUGGAUGAGCGAGAAGUAUGACGAAUAUGAUAAGGCGAUUGGUUUGGACAAAUUAGAGAAGUUAGCCUACGAGAUGCCGACGUAUUCUGACAUAUACGAAGGAAAGCAUCGUGAGAAACAGCUUGAGAAUAUGAUCCUGAACUUUGGACCACAACAUCCCGCAGCACAUGGUGUGCUUCGUCUGGUACUAAAAUUGGAAGGGGAGGUCGUUAUUAGAGCUACGCCGCAUAUUGGCUUCUUACAUCGAGGUACAGAAAAAUUGAUCGAAUAUAGAACAUACACUCAGGCUGUUCCAUUUUUCGAUCGACUUGACUAUGUUUCGAUGAUGUGCAACGAACAAGGUUAUGCACUUGCUGUCGAAAAGCUGCUGGGCAUCAAUAUCCCACCGCGAGCAAAGUAUAUUCGGACACUGUACGCUGAGAUGACCAGGAUACAAAACCAUAUGAUUGCUCUAUGUUCACAUGCUCUAGACAUUGAAAGAGAAAAACUUCUUGAGUUUUCCGAACGUGUCUGUGGGGCACGAAUGCAUGCAAAUUACGUUCGCCCUGGGGGAGUAGCAUGGGACCUUCCACUCGGUUUACUGGAUGACAUAUACGAUUGGCUCGAAAAGUUUCCGGAGAGAAUUGAUGAAUUUGAGGAUAUGCUGACUGAAAAUCGGAUUUGGAAGGCUAGAACUAUUGAUAUUGGUAUCGUUACUGCGGCGGAUGCAUUGAAUUGGGGCUUCAGCGGUGUGAUGUUACGAGGAUCAGGUGUCAAGCAAGAUGUCCGUAAAACACAACCAUAUGACGCCUAUGAUCAAGUAGAAUUUGAUGUUCCUGUUGGGACCAAAGGAGAUUGUUACGAUAGAUAUUGCUGCCGUCUUGAAGAAAUGCGCCAAUCCGUACGAAUAAUGCUACAAUGUCUCAAUAAGAUGCCCGCUGGAGAGGUGAAGAUUGACGACCAGAAACUUGUACCGCCAAAACGUGCCGAGAUGAAAGGCAGUAUGGAGUCGCUAAUCCAUCAUUUCAAAUUCUUUAGCGAAGGCUAUCAUGUUCCACCUGGAGCGACAUAUGUUCCGAUCGAAGCCCCUAAAGGAGAAUUUGGAGUGUAUCUUGUUUCUGACGGCACUAGCAAGCCCUACAGGUGCUUCAUUCGUGGACCUGCAUUCCCGCAUCUGGCUGCCAUGCAUGACAUUGUUUACAUGUCGUUGAUCGCCGAUGUUGUAGCAGUUAUAGGCACACUUGACAUUAUAUUUGGCGAAGUGGAUCGAUAG
Molecule: messenger RNA, 1467 nt
Organism: Cylicocyclus nassatus
Lineage: Eukaryota; Metazoa; Nematoda; Chromadorea; Rhabditida; Strongylidae
Source: the annotation of a GenBank genome assembly